Messenger RNA from Chelmon rostratus (copperband butterflyfish), 1884 nucleotides. It is a transcript of the gene snip1, whose product is annotated as Smad nuclear interacting protein. Bases 130 to 1197 code for a protein of 355 amino acids. Gene Ontology annotation, biological process: miRNA processing. NCBI's taxonomy places the organism in Eukaryota, Metazoa, Chordata, Actinopteri, Chaetodontiformes, Chaetodontidae. Gene Ontology annotation, molecular function: mRNA binding; protein binding. The transcript is spliced from 4 exons. The record is from RefSeq and is a predicted model, not a curated record. Gene Ontology annotation, cellular component: nucleus.
CAUUCGAGCGUAGCAGUUGAAGUUUGUAAUUGCUACAUUUCUGAGUUUGCCUUUGUUGUUUUGUUUUUUUAAGGCGACGACGAUGUAUGUUUGGUCUCACGACGGUUGAAUUCGCUUAUAUAUUUCAGAAUGACCAAAGAAAAGCGACACAGGAGGAGGGAAUCUCCGGAGCGGGAGUCCAAAGUUAAGAUAAAGCAGGAGAAACUGAGCCCGGUUAGGCCACAGACAUCACGCCGCUCGAGGUCGAGAUCCAGCGGUAACUCCAGUCCACAGAGGAGAAGAACGAGCAGGUCACCCGCGAGGACGAGGGACCGCUCACCGGGUAGAAGAGAGUCAUCUCCCGCCAGGCGAGGCAGCAGAUCGCCCAGGAAUAGGAGAAGUCGCAGUCCCCAUCGUGGUGCUGAUGUCAAAAUAAAGCGGGAACGAGAUGAGCAUCGUGCUAGUGGUGAUGAGCGGAGGAGAAGAAACGAGCAGCCAGAGGAGAGGCGGAGCAGGUGGGAAUCAGACAGACCACGGGAAAGAGACCGCGGUGGAGACAGACACAGAGAACGAGAUGCGCUUGCCUCCCAGCAAGCUGAGAGGCAGCAGCAUGAUGAGCGGCGCAGGGAAAACCGUCAGCGGCGUGAAGAAAACCAGGAACAGGAUUUUGAAGGCACAAGUGACCCGCCUGUUGAUAAAGAGAAACCCAACUUUGGACUGUCAGGGGCCCUAACAGAAGAUACAAACACAUUCCGGGGGGUGGUGAUCAAGUACAACGAGCCACCUGAGGCUCGCAUUCCCAAGCGCAGAUGGCGACUGUAUCCCUUCAAGAAUGAUGAACCCCUUCCAGUCAUGUACAUUCACAGACAGAGUGCCUAUUUGUUGGGACGACAGAGAAGAAUUGCAGAUAUCCCAAUUGACCACCCAUCCUGCUCCAAGCAACAUGCAGUAUUCCAGUACAGACUGGUGGAGUUUACACGUGCAGACGGCACCCUUGGCCGCAGGGUAAGGCCUUACAUCAUUGACCUGGGAUCCGGCAACGGCACGUACCUGAACAACAAGCGAAUAGAAGCCCAGCGCUAUUACGAGCUCAAAGAAAAAGAUGUUAUCAAGUUUGGCUUCAGCAGCCGCGAGUACGUCCUCCUGCACGAGUUCUCAGACACAACCGAGGUGGAUGCCAAGCAGGAAGAGGAAGAAGACGAGGGCCUCGAUGAGUAAAACGUUUCCAUAAACUGUGUUGCCCAAGUUCAUUCAGGUUGGAUAACAACAUCAUCAUCAUCAGUGUUUGUCAAAUAGUUGUUUCUGCAGGGAAAUUAACAAUUAAUUGAACUGGUCAGUGUGGGACCUGAUUAAAAUAACAGAAAAAGGCUGGUUUGUAUAUUCUGUAAUUACUUAUGAACUUGUUGCUCAAACCUGCCACAACUGUCUCAAAGAAGACUUCCUAUUCUCAGGUUGUUUGUGUAAUGUCUGUGUGAUGCAUGACUGAUCUCACAUCUGACAGUGCUCACAAUAAGAAGUGCUUGGUGCCAGAUCAAGAUAUCUUGCCUAAGUACAACAUUUCCUUAUAUAUUUUUGGAUCACAGCACCGAGUACAACAUUUAGCUGAAGACUACUCUGUUGUCUUUGUCCAGGCUUUAUGUGUCAAUGUACAUGAUACGUGGAAUGUGAACUCUAGAGUCAUGUUUAACAAGCGUCGCUUACUGUCAGAGUAAAACAUUACAGACGUACAACUUGUAAUGAUAUUGCCUUUUUUGCUUUGUAGUGCAGGGAAAAUAGUUGGUGCUGCUGUGUGUUUCCAUGCACCAAUGCUGUGUGUAUUUAAACACUUCCCCUUUUAUUCUUGUCUGUUCUGAAGCUGGCAACAUUCAUAGUAAAAUCCCAUUUAUGUACUGUAAAUAAAGACAG